AUGGACGCUAUAGUAAAGAACGCUAUACAGCAAUUUUGUGAAGAAAAUAACAUCUUGCAGGAUUUUCAACAUGGCUUCCGGAGAGGACGUUCCUGCCUCUCAAAUCUGCUAGCUUGUCUGGAAAUCUGGACCAGGGCUCUAAAAGAGGGUUUUGAGGUCGAUGUCGUGUACAUCGAUUUCCGCAAAGCUUUUGACACUGUCCCACACCAACGUCUUCUUCACAAAUCGAGCGACAUCGGCAUCCGGGGAGAUCUUCUGAACUGGAUUAGGGCGUUUCUGGUUGGUCGGAAACAGCGUGUCUGUGUCGGGGAUGAUAUGUCAGAAUGGGUGAAUGUGACCAGUGGUGUGCCGCAAGGCUCAGUUCUGGGACCAUUGCUCUUCAUCCUUUACGUUAACGACAGCCUUCAGGAAAUCGAUUGCGGCAAAAUCAUGUUUGCGGACGACGUUAAGCUCUGGCAAGUCAUUAAGGGUCCGAAUGAUCAGAGAUCCCUUCAAGAUAAUCUGCACCGACUGCAAGCGUGGUCGAAGAAAUGUCUUCUAGAUUUCAAUGUGGAGAAGUGUGCCGUCCUUCAUCUGCGUCCAACCAACUGUCAUUCAAAUGAGAGUCUGAGGACUUAUCACCUGAAAGAUAAACGGCUCCCCGCAGAAUCUUCACAGAAAGAUCUCGGGGUUUGGAUACAGAACAACCUGAAGCCAACACUGCGGUGCCACAAGGCUGCAAAAAACGCCAUGGGAGUGUUGCAUGCAAUAAAAAGGGCUUUCGUGAAUUUUGACCAAGACCUUUUUGGGAGAGUUUACGGCACAUUUGUUCGGCCUCACUCAGAAUAUGGCAUACAAGCAUGGCGGCCGCGGCUGGUAAAGGACCAAGAAUGCCUCCAACGGGUACAUCGGCGCGCAACAAUGCUGGUAAACGGUCUUAAAAAGCCAUUCCUACACAGACAGACUGAAUUGCCUUAAUUUAUUCCCUCUGUGUUACAGGCAGCAAAGAGGUGAUCUUAUCCUCGUCUACAAGUUGCUACAUGGCCUUGAUUAUGGACUUAAAUUUGAAGACAUGUUUCAGUGGCACCUUUCACCCAAUCUUCGUGGUCACUCGAUGAAGUAAUGGACAACAAUGUCCAGGCUGAAUCUUCAUUCUGAUUUUUCACGCAGAGGGUAGUGGAGAAAUGGAACGAUCUCCCUCAGUCGGUCGUGGAGGCUACGUCCCUGCAACUCUUCAAGAAACGCUUGGAUGAUUAUUUGUGUCCCCUGUUUUCCCUCGAUGGUCUGAAUCUGAACUAAUACCCCUGGUCCUCACAAAUAUUUUCUCCGAGACAAUGCUAAUCAAAGGAACCAAGUACUGUUUUAAUAGUGAAUAUUUUUUGUUCGUGUACAGUUAUUUCUAACGAUAUGACAUGUAAUCAAUAGGGUUUUCAAAGGCUUUACCUAUUAUCCUUACCAAAUAAACUGGAAUAAACUGAAAUUUAUGUCAAAAAAGAGAAAGGCGCCAUUUGCGACACCACUGGACGAGGACCUGUAGGUCGCUGUUUAGGAGCCGAAGCACGAUGCCAUGAUCUGCCGCCUUAUGCCUGUAUGCAACAUCCACAUCAUCGGCAGACAUGAUGGGCUUGAUAUUCUGAAGUAAAUCAGUCACGUCGUUGACAAAAGAGGCAAAAUAAUAUGGGCCACGUAAACUGUCCUGAAUGACUCCACCGCUCACGUUUGGGGGUUAGUGAUAACAUUGGAAAUCUUAACCUGUUGAGUGCGGGUGUCCAGGCAAGACAAUAGCGAAUUCGAGAGCUGAUCACAUAUUCCGAAAAAGGAAAGUUUAAAGAGGAGAAGAGCAUAAUCAACACGAUCGAAAGCCUUAGUGGAACCAACAUAAACUGCGUAAAGUGCACAACUAUUGUCCCUAGGUUGGGGAACAUGAUAAAAGGAAGAGUGCUGACAGGUGCCACAAGACUGAGCUUUGAGGAAUCCAUGCUGUGUAGCGCUCAGCAGGUUAUUCUUAGUCUCAUCUCAAAACUGUGAGGAGGGUGUUUUUUGGUCAAAAGAAAUCAACUGACGUAGAAUGACCGUGUUUGGGAAUGGGCAAAAUGUAUGAUUCCUUCCACAUAGAAGAAUAGGUUUCGCUUUCAAGAGCAAAUAUUUUGCAUAAGACUGACGGGAAAAUUUCAUUUCCGGGACACCAUUAAGUCCCGGGAUAUAAGAUUGACGAAAACGCCAAAUCGCAACAAUCAAGUCCCACAGGGUCAAAGCUAUAAUUUCGAGAACUGCCCCGGUCGAUAGCUUGAUGGUCGAAGACGGAGCGGCCGAGUUUUGAACAAACGUUUUUGACAGGAAAGCAUUGAAACUAUCAGCGGUCAACUGGGCAUCGGCAGUGGGAUUCUUGAAAGCGUCUCGAGGUUGCGAUGCCACCUUUCCCUGUAAUUUCGUGCUUUUCGAGAGAAAAAACUCGCGAUGUCUAACGAGUGGUUUUUGGAGAACUGCAUCUCUCCGGCUAGUUGUAUUUCUGUGGAAAAUCCCUUAGCCUGCUCAGAAAUAUCAAAUAUCGAGGCUCGGACGGAAACGCCAUUCUGAUGAUGGAAUCGACGAGCAAGCUUGCGCAACCUAUGGCGAAAGUGCAAGAGAAGGACGACCACAUUCUCGACGUUAAUUAUUUUUUUACGGGGACCAGGACGAGAAAUAAGCGGACCUAAAAUUUUGCACAGUUUGGCAGUGCGAACAUUUACAUCGAACUUGGAAAGAAUUAAUCCCUUCGUAGGAAUUUAUGAUAUGUUAAUAAUUUGGCUGAGCGGGCUGAUCGGAAAUCGAAGAAGCAAUACCUUGGGGACAAAAUUGGUCAGCCCGGAGUUCUUACAUGGAAAAAAAUAUGUUGUGGUAUGAGCUCAAGAAUGGGCCUAGGGAUGAUGCUAAAAAAUGCAUGAAACCUCUACAGAAAAGAAGGUUAUGUGUGCAUGAUCAUCGGGUUGGAAAUAGACAACCUGACUCCAAAUCCCAAAAUCCACAGCCUCCUGUGUGUCUUGGAAAUUUUAAUGCCAGAAAGCGGAGACCAGCGGACUUCAGGAAAAUUAAAGCCCCCUGCAACCAACUGAUAUUUAAAGCUUAAUUCGGCUGCAGCGUGAAAUGCCUGUGACAUACAACGAUCAACUUUCUCACUGGCGUUAGGUGAGCGAUAGAUACAGCCGACGAGUAAGAAGAACGUAUUUUGAAGCAAACUGAAGCCAGCAGCAGUCUUCUACAGCGGAAAAACUCUAGAGGUCCACGGGCAGAAAUGCAAGUGUUUGCUUAACAUAGGCGCAGCUUCCCCCACCACGACUGUCUUGAUGACCAUUUCGAAUGCAAGUACAGCAUAGAAGAGAGAGUUCGGAGUCAGGUAUGGAAGCUGCUGCCCAUGUAUCAGUUACCAAAACAAUAUCUGGGCAGUGGACGAACAUUCAGGUCUGCAGCAAAGACAUCUUAUUUAACUGGGAUCCGGUGCUAAGAACAAAAAUGUCUACGUUUAUGUAUUUCCUUCUCAUCCUUUUAUAUUGCAACCCAUUAUUGUGCAAACUGAAUGUCGUCGACCGUAGCUAAACCAGAAAUUUUCAGCGAGUGCUUAUGCGGAGACUACUUCCUCGUUCUAGAUUUGUUAUAUUUGUCACGAUAGACAUAUAUUACCGAACAUAAAAUUUUCACUGGUCAGAAACUCACGGCUGAUCCUUGCCCCCAAUUUCACAUUUAUUCUAGUUUAAAUCUUCCACUUAUGGAUAUUUUCACACAAUUUCAUCGAAAAAUGUCACUUAUAACUCCUCCAGGAGCAUUUUAUCGCCUCUCUGCAUUUUUGCUUCGUUUUGUGGACUCCAAAAUAUGCUUACGUUUAGAAUAAUUUUGCACUUUCAAACAGAACUUCAUCUGAAAUCAACGCGCGCAGCACGAUUUUUUUAAAGUAGUGAAAUUUAUAUUUUUAAUUCGAGUUCUUAGUCUCUUGCACAGUUUUCCAGUCUGCAUCUGGAAAAAAUUGCAAUUUUUGGUCAUAAGUCAUCUGAGCUUCCCGUCAUGAUUUGUCAGUUUACUGUAAAGCGAAAAUAAAGUGCCAAAGUUUAUCACACAGCGUAGCCUCAAUCCUAUGAAGCUUUAUCCACAUUUAAAGGGUUUUUCAUUGCAAAAUUUUUAAAUUAUUUUAUUUUGGACGAUAAUCCAUCUCCGCUGUCUGCUUUUAUUGUCAAUUUAUUUACUACCAAGUGAACUAUACUGUCCUCUAUUUUAUCCUACAUAGCCUCAUUAUUAAUAGAAAUUUUACUCACAGUUUUGGUUUGCCACCUAAGAAAUUUUCCUUUAACAGUUUUUGAUUUUGCUUUAUGUUUCUAAGUAAAAUUGCUUAGUAAUAAUUUUGCUGUCUGGUCUACCAAUAUUGACAGCUUUUAGAAUUUUUUUCAUCAUACAUAUCUUCGACCUUACAUGUUCGAAGUUUGGAUAAGAGUCUUGUUUCGCUUUUUCGACAUGGAAACUCAGGCAACUCUUGGACAAAAUCUGACGGAAACUUAAAUCCAAGCUUCUCAUUCGUAACCCAUUGUCAAUCGGUAAAAAAUAUACCUAGGAUCGCUCGAAAAUUGCAACAAUUAUAUGUCUUGUUACGGAUUAAUUUUUUCUGUGCUUGGUGCCCUUCUUGAAGGAAAGUUGCCACUACUUACGUCUCAGCAGGGCUAGAAGCUCAUGCCUCUCAUUGAUCUGGUUGCUUGUGAGUCCGAAGAUAGGCACAAACGAAGUUUAAACUCUAAUUUAAAUAAAAGUUUCUAAAACCAAAGUGCCAAUUGGUGUCUCCUUUCGCUUUCUUAAUUUUGGUGGAUUCAACUUUAGGGUCGCUGAAGCUAAAAGACUUUGAGCUAAAAACAAAAAAUCUACCAAUUCUUGUCGAACUAUUUGCUUUGAUCGAUGUGGACUUUAUUUUCUCGCAUUUGAGCGCUCAGCUGAAUAUCUUAGAGUAAAUAACCUUUUCAAUAGUAGGGAUAAAACUCCACUGCAACGAAUAGUUCCUCCCCCAUUAACAAACGUAAAGCGACCCCAAAAUUCUACUCAUCUGCCUUUUGCCUCUAAAGCAGUUUAUCCAUCGGGCGUCAACCAAAUCCCCCCUAUCUGCAGCGGCUUCAGUUCCAUCUAGCUCUUCAAUUGAGCACACUAUCACAGAGUCAGUUAAAACCAGCCACUUUAAAACGCCUCCAGGAAGCAAGGAGUACUCAAAAGCUGCCCCCAAAUUUACCAGGGCACUUGAUCUUAACAGUAAAGAUGAGUCAAUCCUAGAAGCACAGCCGACCAGGGUUCAGAAUAAUGAAUUAGUUAGUUAAUCUGGGUUUAGUCCAUCCCGUUCCCGCGCCAGGCCACUCAGGUCUGACCUAGCUGUUAGGUCAAAUAAGCCAGGAGAUAAUUUAGGGAGAUCUUAACUUGUUCCUAUUCCUACUUCUCAAAAUAACGAAAACACCCCAGUUGGUGUUGCUUAUAAUUUUUCCAUUUCCAUUGUUAUCCUGAUACCCAAAAUAAUAAUAAGCUGUUUCUCGAAACCAUUUAGUCCGUUAUCUAACAUUAACUAUUCCUCAUAUUAUGCUCAAAAUUCACAUGAUCCUAUUUUUAUGCCUUCUGUUUUUCAAACCCCACAAAAUAGCAUUCUUCUUCCUGGAUCCUUCAGAAAUGUGUUUCCCUACAAGGUUGCAUCUGUAGUUAGUGGUAAUGUCCCUACAAAUUCCAGACCAUCGGCUCAUUAUCAGUUCACAUAAGAAUCGUUGGAAUAUUUGAUUUAGUUUCGAAAAUGAAGCUCGAGCGAGAUAGACGUAGCGAGUCCUUAGUUAUUAAUGGCAUGAAUGCUUCUAAAUCAGUUACUCCGAUCUUCCGUCAAAGAUCAUCUGCUAAGUCCCACCAAGUCAUUCUGCAUUUGCCUAGUACCAACGAUAAUUUCUUUACAGAGGAGUCAAGCAAAGCAGAAAAGUCAAAUUCAUUCUUUGCCACUAAUUUCACCACUGAACACGACACAAUCCCUUCAACUCCUCCGUUGUAUGAUGCCUCCCUCAGCUUCAUUAAUUUUUCUCCUGAACGUAUUCGAAAACUGAUAAUCCAUCCUGCUUACUCACACCCAGUAGGUACGGAAAAUAUUCCGAACUGUUUUAUAAAACAGCCAAGAGAUUCUCCUACUCUGCUAAGCAAACACUUUUCAGUCUUUCUUGUAAAUGGCUUACUUCCUGACUACUGGAAAACGUCUACUAAUAUUCAAGUAUUUAAGUCUGGCUGUCGUUGAAAUGUUCAGAGCAAUCGAGGUGUCUAUAAAACACCGUCACUCGCGAAAAUACUUGAAGUAAUUAUCGCCAUGAAAAUUACCGACUUUUGCAUAGCCAACUAAUCUAUUAGCCCUUCCCAGCAGGGUUAUUUAACGGAUCACUCUUGUGAAACAUGUCAUCUGUCGUUUCUCAGUCUACUUACUUCUCUUCGUCAUGACCAUUUAUCUGUUGUCGUUAUUUAUUUAUUUCGAUCUUAGUUAAGCCUUCGAUAAAAUGCCACAUAGAAGACUCUCAGUUAUAUAACAAGCUCUGGGGCUUCGCAGUCUUCUUAUAGACAGAAUGAAGUCAUCCUAUCUUAUCGUAAACAAAAGCCCUUUUGUAAGUGGUGUCCUACAAGGUGUCGUUUUAGGUCAUCUAUAGUUCUGGCUUUAAAUAAAUUAUAACUCGCCGGAAGUUAAGCCUUCUCAGUCAUUUUUUAUGCCGAUGAUCUCAAAGAUGUAUAUCCAUUCAAUAAAUUUACGACCCUUCAAUGCCUGGAGUAAAUCCAUGCCGAAUUCUUUGCACUCUCAGCUUGAAGGUCAAAAUGGCUAAUCAAAUUCUCCCCCUAUAAAUUACACCAUAUGUCUUUUGGACCUGACAGGUUACGCUAACCAGUGGUCUUUCAAGGAACACUUAUAACUGAAUGUGUCACCAUUAAGGAUUUAGAUAUAAGAUACACAAAUAAUCUUGAUCUUUUGACACACGGUGACAGAAUUACAGCCAAAGCUUCCCAGAUUUGUGGCUUUAUUUCUUACAAUUUCUAUCUUCCCGAAUUAAGAUUAUAUUCUAUCGUAUGUUUCUGCUUCCCAUUCUCGAGUAUUGCUGCUCAUUCUUUGGUUUGAUGAACGAAACCAUUCAUCAAAAAAUAAAAACAGGUCAAAGACAUUUUACUGAGAAAAUUUAAGGCACGGAACACCCGGAUAUCUGCUACUCAGAUAAAUGCCAGCUAACUAACCUAAAAGUGUUAUGGGAUGGAAGACUGAAAGCAGGCUUCUGUUUCCUUCUUCGCAUUGAUAAUAGCUCUAAUCUUCCUAGAAUUACAGCAAAAAACCCCUAGUAAUCUCCCAUAAUAUCUUCGCAACUCGUUAUUGAUUAUACCUCCUCCCGCUUCAUCCACGACGAAGCGCUCUCUUUUGUCGCUUCCACGCAUACUUUCCUCUAAAAUAACCUUCCAAUAGAUAUAAGAUCUUCAGAUAAUCUACAGACAUUUAAGAGCCAACUGCGCCUUUAUCUGAAUGCUGACUCGAUUAAACCUUUAUUUUCCUCACCCUUCCCGGACGAAUUUGCUAUGACAGUGAGAAUGGACCAACAGGAAUUAAGGACGUCUACAUUUCCGUCUUUUGUUUGGAGUAUCGCUUUCUAAUACCCCCCAUCAGAAAUGUUAAUUUCUUUGAUAUUUCAGUUUAUACAUCUUGUCCGUCACAGAAUGCGCUCUACCAAAGCUCUAGGUGGAACCCUCUGUAUUCGCCGUCUACUAGUAUUCUGGUCGCAUCUCCCUUGCCUCCUCGGCUGGACUCAAAGCUGAUUGUGACCGAUCGCGUCUGGGUUCCUUUCGCCUCGAGACUGGUUUUUUAUUCGCCAGCCUGACGUGACUGGCCUCAUCCGGCAUAUGAAUUCUGUCUUGAUGAUGCCCGUCCCGAACCUUUUACUUAAUACCGCAUGCAGGCCAGUCCUGUCUGACCCGCAUAUUUACCCCAUCAUGAAAUUCGUUAUACACUGUCACAUGCAGGCCGGUCUGGCCCGCUUUUUAUCCUUCGAUGAGCGCCAGUCUUUUUCUCCUAUAACGUUAGUCUAGUCACAUUUAUUUUGUUUAUUUGUUAGGGGAUUUUUCCUCACUCGCCCAUAAUUCUUCGUAACAGACUACUUAUUCAGUGGUUAUGAAUGUAGUGUUUUAUAAAUUCUAUAUACUGGUUCAAAAUCCUUGUAAAAAAUAUUUAUACUUGCUACGGACUGAACCCUACGGGUCUUGAAUAAAAGUUAUUUUUACCAUUAUUGCUAACUUAUAGGUGUUUUGACUAAAAUUACCUCGGAGGGAAUAAAGUCGUUAAUGUUCGUCUCAUUUCCGAACACUGAAAUCCUGGACUUUAAGAACGUCCAUCCGGAAUUUAAAGGUAGAUUCUAAAUGCGUUGUAUAUUCAGCUGGAUGCUCCCACCUUACUCUAAAGGUUCAAAAUGCUCUUUUUUAUAUGCUAAAUUUGCCAUUUAUUUUCUUAAGUUAUGGUAUUCUAGCACUUAAUUGUCCUCUUGUUAAGCCUAAGUAAAUUACGGACGACAGCGGGGAGCUUUUUACAUUUGCAUAAUUCACGGUAGUUUAUUCAGUCAGCUAACGAGUACCACGAUCGAAAGUACAUGAACUUCAAUUGCAGUCAUCGCAGUAUCAAGGUUCUCUCCUUGUUUCAACCCCAAACAAAUUGCGGACGCUAGCUCUCUUCUCGAUAUUUUAGAGAAACGACAGCAGGUAAUUUUGGGAAAAGUCUCCACACUAGCUGGUCCGCCCACUUUUCUCUCUCUGCUUGUGGUUUUCCUAUCAAAAUCUUCAAUCAAAUACCGUGACUUUAACAGCUCAUGCAUAAUAUCCUUCAUUUAACACGAUGUCCUAUUCAACCCAUUUCUCAAGCAAAUAAUCCAGGUCACAUUAAAUUCCACGCCUCCAACCUCCUGCGGUUGGCUCGCAGUCAAUCCCACACCACGGUUCUGGUCUGAUCUCGUGAAACCUAGCUUCACUAUGUGUUGUGUGGUGAAACCUCGUAUUCUCUUGCUUAUCUGCUUUCAUAUUUGCACUCUCCUUUUAUGAAAGACCUUCUCCGCACUUCCAUAUUCCCCAAAUCACACUUCUUUUCUCCUGGAGAUUUUUUAGCUGCAGUUUCCCGAGUUCUUCUAUCACUCUCAGUUUCGGACUUCUUUCACGGGUCCGUUCUGCGUCCACACCUUUUCUUAAAAGUCUAGUUUAGAGUUCUUUAAUAUCAUUAUGAUACUGUUUUAUGAGAAAAGACAAAGGGCCGACAACGACCCCGUUUUCGUGCCUGCGGACAAGGGGCGUUAAACGGUCGUAUUGGAAAGGACAGACUACAAUCAAAAGGCCAAAAGCUUGUUGGAGGAUCGUCAGUCCUAUGUCCCAUGCGAAUCCAACCUCAUGAAAACGCUAACACGCGAGAUUAACGCAACGCUGUUGGCAAUGGACAACUCGGGUGCAAUAUCCCCAAUCGACCGACGCAUGGCGAGAGCACAAGAAACGGCCCUAGCCCGAUUCUACGGUAGCCCAAAAGUGCACAAAGAGGACGCUCCUCUCAAUUCGAUUCAAUUCAAUUAAUUCAAUUAUUUUUAUUAAAGACCCGUCAAGGUCCCAUCAAAGCAAGUAAAAAUAAAUUAACAUGCAAAUUUUAGACGAGGAAGGCAGCCUAUCGUAUCACUAAAGGGCAUUCCAACAUACGGACUGGCAAAGUGGCUGUUCCAACGUCUCAAGUUUCUGACCUCCGAUUCGAACACCACAGUCAGCUCGUCAACGGAAUUCUUGGAGAAAGUUAAAGGGGUAAGUCUCCUGCCAAGCAAUAUCAUGGCUUCCUUUGAUGUCACGUCCAUUUUUACUUCUAUCCCGCAGGAACCGGCAGUCGAGACUAUCGAACUUCUCCUACAAGAGAAAUACGACGAAACGGAGAAUCGCCUGGGACACGCCAAAGUCAUCCAGCUCCUGAAGUUCUGUCUCAAGACGUUCUUUACGUUCGACGGAACAAUCUACGAGCAGGUGAAGGGAACGCCAAUGGGUUCGCCGAUUUCGAGACUAAGAGCCGAGGCGGUCCUACAACGGCUGAAGUCGCUGGUUUUCCGACACCACAAAACAAAAUUCUUGGCUCGGUAUGUGGAUGACACCUUCGACGUCAUCGAACGGGAUCAGGUGCUGACGUUCAAAGAACAUCUCAACGCCGUCUUUCCGGACAUUCAAUUUAGGAUGGGGGAGAAGGAAAGCAAUGUUAGGGGGCGCUCAUCGAUCGUUUAUACGGAACUCACUCGUUCCGUUGUGCCUUGA
Spirometra erinaceieuropaei is the source of this 10284-nucleotide messenger RNA. NCBI's taxonomy places the organism in Eukaryota, Metazoa, Platyhelminthes, Cestoda, Diphyllobothriidea, Diphyllobothriidae. The record is from the annotation of a GenBank genome assembly.